Cercopithifilaria johnstoni is the source of this 582-nucleotide messenger RNA. The record is from the annotation of a GenBank genome assembly. Lineage: Eukaryota; Metazoa; Nematoda; Chromadorea; Rhabditida; Onchocercidae.
UUGGUUUUUUUUUUAUUUUUUAUUUAUUUUAUAUGGAGUUAUGUAAAUUGGGUUGUGUUGAUAUAUUGAAAUAUAUUUUUGUUAUUUUACUUAAAAGUUUUGAUCAUCAGAGUUUUCAAUCUAGUGUUUUUUUUAAGUUAAUUGUUGUUUUUUUUAACUAUUUUUUGAAUAUGUGGCUUAUUAUUUCCUUUGUUUAGUCCUUGGGCUUGUAUUGGUCUUUUGUUUUUUAUAACUAAUUUCUCUUGGCUAAGUGUACGAACUUUUACUUUAGCUAUAGAUUGAUUUUUAGUAUUUUUUGAAGGCGAUCAUUCUUGAAAUUGCAUUUCUAGGUUAGUGAUAUUUUUUUCUCAUUGAUUAAGAUUUUUGAUAAGGGGGUGGCUCUAACUUUACGUAUUAGAAUUAUUUUUCUGAUUGGUCAUUUUAUGAUAUUUUCUAUUUUGAGAUUAAAUUUAUUUUUAUUAUUUGUUAUUCCUCUUGAGUUAUUUUUUGCUUUUUUGCAAAGUUAUAUUUUUUUAACUUUGGUUUGUAUAUUUUUAUUAAAUAUGGUUUAGUCUGUUAUAAUAGUUUAAGUUUUAGAUUUUU